Giardia duodenalis is the source of this 1425-nucleotide messenger RNA. RefSeq lists its product as uncharacterized. Lineage: Eukaryota; Fornicata; Diplomonadida; Hexamitidae. The transcript has a single exon. Bases 1 to 1425 code for a protein of 474 amino acids. The record is from RefSeq and is a predicted model, not a curated record.
AUGGCAAAUAGAAUCAAUAAGCCUUCCCUCCACCAGCCCGUCCGGCAGACACAGUACAAUUUGCCAGGAACGUCAGUUGGCUUUGAGGUGCACACCUACAACGUAACGGGAGGUGUCCUGCCUCCCAUCAUUAAGCCCACUAAGAAGAGGCGUAGCAAGCUAGAGACAUCUCCAUUUAUUAUCUCUGCAGAGGAGGCAGAUUCCUACCUGGAGAAGAUGGCCAAGGUCCGCAUUGAUACCGAGUUUUCAUUUCAAAGAGACAUGUGCCUUAGUGAGGAUCUGCAAGCGAUACAACAGCGUAGCAGACUGUCCACUUUAUUACGCGAUAGAGAUCAAUAUGACUAUGUUCUAAAAGCCAGAGCUUCCCACUAUGCAGGCACGCACCAUAGAUUGUCAGUCAGCGGACCGGCCUCCAGUCGAAUACAAAUAGUGGACCCCUUAGUUUUGUCAAAAGACCCUAUUGUUGUGUUGGCGGCUCAGGCUACUGCUCCACCAAAGCCAGAGACAGGAUCUUUCUUGCUUCAUUUUCACUCUACGCCAACGGAGCCAGACUUUGAGCAUCGGAGUGUAUCUCUCGGCGACUCGAACCAUAUCGUCUCUCAAAUAAAUGAUCAGAGCAACGCCUCAACCAGUCAACUGCGCUUAAGUGCACUCGAUAAUCCACAAUCUGCUCUUCAUAGCAACGAAUCGGAGGGCAGGUGCUCUUCUGCUGUUUUCCACGACCUCCCAAAGUUGUCCAUACACCAAAGCCCUGCGGCCUCUAUAAGGAUAGGAGAUACAGCUGUAUCCAUCUCUGACAUUGUAGCUGACGCACAAGAGCUAAAGGCUGCACAACUAGUCAGCCCAACGCAUGUAUGCUCUCAACAGCUUCGUACACCCGAUCAGCUUGUAGAUCUUGAUAUACUAUCCUACAAUCCUAACGACGUGCGGGAUCAAAUGUUAUCCCAUUCUCAGUUGCAAGUCAGUAAGGAAGUUAUAGACAGUAGUACCCAGUAUGCGUUAGAGCAGCAGCGGAGGGACCCUGAUCCCCUAGUCGUCAGAGGGUCUUCGGUUCUAGACAAGGACAGAGCUGAAGAUGAAGCUCUGACGCAUAAUAGACAGCGACACAAACAAGUGAUAAACAUAUUUACGCGACAGUUGAGGAACGAGCUUGCUGGAAAAGCCAAGUCAGGAGAAGCGGCACAGAUAGGCGGUUAUCUGCUACAUAGUCUCGACAAGACUAUCAGCACUGAUCAACUCAAACAAGAAGCUGCAAGCCAGAGACUCCUAGUUCUUGGCCCUGUUACAGCUCUGUCUCAAGUACCCGCUAUUCGGCCUCUUCCACCCGCCUCUCGUGCAUCCUCUUCGCUUAUCUACAGAUCCAAAUCCAACCCUGCUGUAAGUAAGCAUUCUGCAUUUAUUUGGCACAGUGAUUACAAGAAGUAA